Messenger RNA from Amaranthus tricolor (Joseph's coat), 2537 nucleotides. Its product is annotated as probable methyltransferase PMT3. The transcript is spliced from 8 exons. Lineage: Eukaryota; Viridiplantae; Streptophyta; Magnoliopsida; Caryophyllales; Amaranthaceae. Gene Ontology annotation, molecular function: methyltransferase activity. Gene Ontology annotation, cellular component: cytoplasm; trans-Golgi network; endosome. Bases 275 to 2125 code for a protein of 616 amino acids. The record is from RefSeq and is a predicted model, not a curated record.
CCAAUAAUAAAUAUUCUAUUUCUCACUAUCCGUCUCGGACACCCUCUGUCAAAACAUUUUCACACUCUUUUCUCUCCACUCUAAUUUCUGCAAGAAUCUUGAUUUCAUUCUCCAAUUCGAUUUUCACCAAUCAUUUUCCAUUCUGCAUUUUGUAUUCUAUUCAGAUCCACUACUAUCAGGGAAGCAAGGGGAUUGAGAGAUCUGAUCAUGAUCUCCGAUUUGUAAAAAGAAGUUGAAGGUGGAAUAACCUACGUGAAGAGUUUCUGGUUAUAAAAUGAGAGGAAGAUCCGAUGAAGUACAAAUGAAGCGCUUAGUCACUGCUUUAGUGGGUAUAGCACUUGUCCUUGGUUUUCUGUUUGUUUACAAGGGAUCUAUUUUCAAUUCCGAAAGUAGUAGAACAUCAGCUUUAGAAUAUGGAAGCAAGUCUUUGAGAAAAUUGGGGUGGGGUGGGGAUGAAGACGCAGAUGAAACCUCCUCCAAGCUUUCCCAGGAAGAUGUAGAUGAUACUAUUAUGGUUAAAAGCUUCCCUGUAUGUGAUGAUCGACAUUCAGAAUUGAUUCCAUGUUUGGAUAGGCAUCUUAUAUAUCAACUGAGAUUAAAGUUGGAUUUGUCAUUGAUGGAACACUAUGAAAGGCAUUGCCCUCCUCAAGAAAGGCGCUACAAUUGUUUGAUACCUCCGCCACAUGGGUACAAAGUUCCGAUAAAGUGGCCUAGAAGCAGGGAUGAAGUGUGGAAAGCUAAUAUUCCCCAUACUCACCUUGCUCAUGAGAAGUCCGAUCAAAAUUGGAUGGUUGUAAAAGGUGAAAAGAUUAUAUUUCCUGGUGGAGGUACACAUUUUCAUUAUGGAGCUGAUAAGUAUAUUGCUGCAAUGGCAAAUAUGCUUAACUUUUCAGAUAAUGUCAUCAACAAUGGAGGUAGACUAAGAACUGUUCUUGAUGUGGGCUGUGGUGUUGCUAGUUUUGGUGGUUACCUUCUCACAUCCGAUGUCAUUGCUAUGUCCUUGGCGCCUAAUGAUGUUCAUCAAAACCAAAUACAGUUUGCAUUGGAAAGAGGAAUCCCUGCAUAUCUUGGUGUUCUCGGGACAAAAAGGCUACCAUAUCCUAGCAGAUCCUUUGAACUUGCGCACUGCUCCCGAUGUAGAAUUGAUUGGCUUCAAAGAGAUGGUAUACUUCUUCUUGAGUUAGAUAGGGUGCUAAGGCCUGGUGGAUAUUUUGCCUACUCUUCUCCAGAAGCAUAUGCACAGGAUGAGGAGGAUCUUAGGAUAUGGAAAGAGAUGAGUGCUCUUGUGGAGAGGAUGUGUUGGAAAAUAGCUGCAAAAAGAAAUCAAACAGUCAUUUGGGUCAAGCCUUUGAACAAUGACUGCUACAUGCAAAGGCCUCCUGGUACUCAACCUCCACUUUGCCGAUCUGAUGAUGAUCCCGAUGUUGUUUUGGGUGUGCCAAUGGAAGCAUGCAUCACGCCGUACUCUGAUCAUGACCACAAGUUUGGUGGAAGUGAAUUGACUCCUUGGCCAGCUAGAUUGACUUCUCCUCCUCCUCGGCUUGCUGAUUUUGGCUAUUCAAAUGUUAUGUUUGAGAAAGAUACUGAAAUGUGGAGACAGAGAGUUGGUAAUUACUGGAACUUAUUAAGUCCGAAGAUCCAAUCUGAUACGUUGAGGAAUGUGAUGGAUAUGAAGGCAAAUUUAGGAUCAUUUGCCGCUGCUCUGAAGGAUAAAGAUGUUUGGGUGAUGAAUGUUGUUCCAGAAGAUGGACCAAACACACUUAAACUCGUAUAUGAUCGAGGCCUCAUUGGAGCAGUUCACAAUUGGUGUGAGGCCUUCUCAACCUAUCCUCGAACUUAUGAUCUACUCCAUGCUUGGAACAUCAUCUCCGAUGUUGAGAAGAAAGGAUGUAGCCCCGAGGAUCUUCUACUCGAGAUGGAUCGAAUUCUCAGGCCUACUGGCUUUAUCAUCAUCCGAGACAAACAGUCUGUAGUAGACUUUGUAAAGAAGUAUCUGUCAGCCUUGCAUUGGGAGGCAGUUGCUACAGGUGAUGCAAGUUCCGAUUCAGAGGAUGGGGAGGAAGUUGUGUUCGUCGUUCAAAAGAAACUGUGGCUCUCGAGUCGAAACUCCAGGGAUUCAGAAUAAGUGCAGUACAACUCAUUAAGGUUUUGUUCCUCUUCGCUCGAUUAUGUUUCAUCUGUCCCGAAAUAGAGGCAAAUCAUCAGGUUCGAUUACAUCCUGUAGAGUUAACUUAAAAUUAUUCAAUUGUAUCCUUUGUUGUUUUUUUGGCUCUUAAGUUUAUAAAUGUUACCCCUUUAAGUUUUAGUAGAUUAGCUACUUCAUAUUGGUUUAUUCCUCGAUGUUGUUUUAAGGUUACUUACAAUUACAGAUAUACUUCGGCCAUUCAUUUAGACAUUGUUAUAAGACACUAUACUGCUGAAGGAAAUGUGGGAAUUUUUAUUCUUAUAUAUUUAUUUAAUAAGAAUUUUUAUUAUCUUGUACUAGCAAAUAGAAAACUGUAAAUAUUUAUUUUUAUUCCAGUUUAAAUUUGUUGCUA